GGGUUAGCACCCACUUUGAUCCAUAACUGUCAGUUGCUAAAAGUGCCAUACUUCUUUACAGAUCAGUGUCGAAUUCAGUGUGUAUUGUGGUAAGACUUGUUUGGUACAUAAAGCUUCUAGCAAAGUGCCAAGCCACAAUCCGCGUUGGGUUGAGGAAAUGAUUUCAUUUGAUUUGUACAUGAAAGACUUGCCUUUGGCUGCUAUUCUAACUGUGCAUUUGGUGGAGACGAAAGUGAGGAAAGGAAAGCCGGAAGAUCGAGUUUUGGGUUGGGCGAAUAUCAGAUUGCUUGACUGGCGUGGAGAAUUGUUACAAGGCGUGCUUACACUGAAUUUGUGGGGCGGAGAGCCGCAAUAUCCUCCUCAUGGACGCAUAGGGAGUAAUGAACAUAAGCAAGGUUCAAAAUGUCGUCUAAUGAUCGAACUAGCACGGUACCGUUCUCGGGUGAAGAUACCGGAUAGCAGUAAAUUUGCCCCAUUCGUAAAAUUUAUUUAUUCUAUUGAAAAAUCAGCAAAAGUUCGCUCUGAUGAGUUUACCAUAAGAAGAAUAUUAGAUACGAUAAGGAAGCGUCUACUUGGUAAAAUAGUGUCCGAGGAAGAGGAGCUGUUUGUGUGGAGUCAGAGGCAUUACGUGUGUCAAAACAUACCCGAUGCUCUGCUCGUAAUAGCUGAAGCCGGAGAGACGUGGAAGAAACGCGAACACUUCACCGAACUUUACGUGAUGCUGGAAAACUGGGGUCGACUCACGGUCGGAACAGCCUUGUCUAUUCUAGGAAAAAAAUGUAUGGAUCCCAUUAUUCGACGAUUCGCGGUGGACCAGCUUGAUGCCUUGCUUGACACACAGACUUUCCCAUUAUUUAUUUUGCCCUUCAUACAGAACUGA
Molecule: messenger RNA, 880 nt
Organism: Cylicostephanus goldi
Lineage: Eukaryota; Metazoa; Nematoda; Chromadorea; Rhabditida; Strongylidae
Source: the annotation of a GenBank genome assembly